Molecule: messenger RNA, 1375 nt
Organism: Synchiropus splendidus (mandarinfish)
Lineage: Eukaryota; Metazoa; Chordata; Actinopteri; Syngnathiformes; Callionymidae
Gene: eipr1
Product: EARP complex and GARP complex interacting protein 1
Exons: 9
Coding region: 140-1303 (387 amino acids)
Biological process (GO): protein ubiquitination
Molecular function (GO): protein binding
Source: RefSeq, a predicted model, not a curated record
AACGCGGAAGUGUACACAAGUGUUUUGGAAACUGGAUGCCAGCUGCGAAACAAAAUUACAGCACAUUCCCAGUGUUUUAUCCAGACAGUGUCUCCUUUUUUCAUAGAAGACAUCAUAUACAUUCCACCAUUAAUCUGAAAUGGAAGACGACGCGCCUGUAAUUUACGGUCUGGAAUUUCAGGCAAGAGCACUGACUGCUCAGGCGGCUGAAACGGAUGCCAUUCGAUUUUUCGUGGGGACUCAGUCUCUGAAAUUUGAUAACCAGAUUCAUGUCAUUGACUUUGAUGAUGAAAAUAACAUCAUUAAUAAGAAUGUCCUUCUGCACCAAGCUGGGGAGAUAUGGCACAUCGGUGCCAGUCCUGCAGAUAAAACGGUCCUUACCACCUGCUACAACAAAACCAGUGACAGCAGGGUGGUCUCGUGUGCCGCAGUGUGGCGGAUGCCCUGUGAUUGGGAAACUGGUAACCACGAGUCACCUGACGACUCAGCCCACAACCCUCUAUCACUGGAGCUGCUCUGUCGCCUAGACGACGGCACGCACGGCAACACUGCAUGUGCCCUCUGGGAGCCCAUGGGAGACGGCAAGCGUGUGAUCUCACUGGCCGAUAACCACGCUCUGCUCUGGGACCUGCAGGAGAGCUCCACACAGGCCAAAGUCUCGAGCACUGCGACGCUCGAGGGCAAAGGUCAGCUCAAAUUCACGUCCGGCAAGUGGAGCCCACAUCACAGCUGCAGCCAGCUAGCCACAGCCAAUGACACGGCAAUAAGAGGUUGGGACCUCCGCACCAUGAGUCAGAUUUACUGUAUUGAGAACGCUCACGGCCAGCUGGUUCGGGACCUUGACUUCAAUCCAAACCGGCAGUACUACCUGGCCAGCUGUGGGGAUGACUGCAAGGUCAAGUUCUGGGACGUUCGGAAUAUCCAGGAGCCUGUCAAAACGCUGGAGGAGCAUUCACACUGGGUGUGGAGCGUGCGCUACAAUCACAGCCAUGACCAACUGGUGCUGACAGCCAGCAGCGACAGCCGCCUCAUCCUCUCCAAUAUGGUCUCCAUCUCCUCCGAGCCGUUUGGACAUUUGGUGGAUGACGAGGAGCUCAGUGAGGGGGAGGACAACCACCAAGAGGAAAAGAAUAAGGAGCCUCUCAAGGACAGCGUGGUAUCCACCUAUGAAGAGCACGAAGACAGCGUGUACGCGGCUGAGUGGUCUUCUGCUGACCCCUGGCUCUUCGCCUCCCUCAGCUAUGAUGGUCGCCUGGUCAUCAACAGGGUUCCCCGAGCGCUUAAAUACAGAAUCCUGCUGUGAGAAAGACGUGCAGUUAGUCUUGUAAAUAUAGUGCUGCUGUUUAAAGUGUCUCAAUAAAUAUUUAAAAUGGUG